AUGUUGACACAGCGAUUCUAUAACGAAGAGUUUGAAUGGCAUAAGAAUAAAUGGACUUUUAAAAUUAGAUCAACUUAUACUGGUCAUUAUGAAGAUGCGAAAACCGUCAAUGAUCUUUUAAAAGUUAAAAAUGAGGAAAAUGGUUGGGAUGUACCAAUUCAUAUUGAUGCUGCAUCCGGUGGAUUUGUCGCUCCGUUUGUGAACCCUGACCUUGUUUGGGAUUUUAGUGGAUUUACAUCAAUCAUGACGAAUUUGAUGGAAAUUGCUAAUUAUCUUGCUCAAACAUUGGAAGAUACUAACAUUUUCGAAAUUCUUAGUGAUAGAAAUGGUAUUGGAUUACCACUUGUAGCUUUUAAGUUAAAGCUUAAGGAUAUUCACUAUGAUGAGUUUGAUGUAGCUGCACGUCUCCGUGAACGUGGGUGGAUUGUACCAGCUUAUACGAUGGCACCACAUACUGAGCAUAUUAAAUUGAUGCGUAUUGUAGUUCGAGAAGAUUUUUCACGUGAACGGUGUGAUAUUCUAGUCACUGAUAUUAAAUCUACGAUUGAACUUUUGAAUAAAUUGGACAAAGAGACUCUCCAUAAGAAAAG
Molecule: messenger RNA, 590 nt
Organism: Racocetra fulgida
Lineage: Eukaryota; Fungi; Glomeromycota; Glomeromycetes; Diversisporales; Gigasporaceae
Source: the annotation of a GenBank genome assembly